Messenger RNA from Prunus armeniaca (apricot), 180 nucleotides. NCBI's taxonomy places the organism in Eukaryota, Viridiplantae, Streptophyta, Magnoliopsida, Rosales, Rosaceae. The record is from the annotation of a GenBank genome assembly.
AUGCAGGGUAAGAUAUCAAGAAAGGAGGUUGCUCAGAUUUGUGUUGCUGCGUUGGAAAGCCCCUAUGCAUCUGGCAAGACAUUUGAGGUUAAAAGUGUUGUGCCAUUUAGUGAGCCAUUUACAGUGGACCCUCAAAAUCCACCCCCGAGAAGGACUACAAUGUUUACUUUAAAACUAUGA